AUGAGACAAGUGUUGGAUGUUCUCCAGGACUCGACGGUUGCGUCGAAGAUUGGCAAGGACAAACGGUCUCGUUUCUGGGGGGUGUACAAACGAGUCGCAGAGGAACACGACAGCGAGUUCCUCGAGCGAUACACUGGUGACAUGGACAUUGUCUUGGUCUUCUCUGGUCUCUUCUCCGCCGUCAGCACUUCUUUUAUUGUAGCGAUGGAGGCUAGUCUCAGUCCCGACCCUAGCGACACCACGAAUGCCCUUCUGAAGCAACUCGUGUACAUCGGACUCGGCAACCUCGCUGCGGCGGGCUCUACACCUGCAGACCUAGUAUCUAUGUGGUCGCCAACCGCGCCGACCCUAUGGAUUCAAACGAUCGCAUAUGCAAGCUUGUCCAUGAGCUUGCUCGCUGCAUUCGGGGCCGUACUAGGCAAGCAAUGGCUCGGGUACUACAAGUCGAAUAGAUACGGCCGCGGCUCGCAGGAGGAACGAGGAAAGCGCAGGCAGGAGAAGUUUGACGGCCUCGUCACAUGGUAUUUCGAUGCUGUCGUACAAUCCUUUCCGGUCUUACUUCAAUUCUCACUUCUUCUCUUUGGAAUCGCCCUCGGCGCCAACAUGUGGUACGAGCAGCCCAGCAUCGCUUGGGUGAUCAUUGCCACAACGGUCUUUGGAUUUCUGUUCUAUUCGCUGACAGUGAUGGCAUGUCUGAUAUCUCCCGCCUGUCCAUUUCAGACGCCGAUAUCGACGAUCUUGCGCAUAUUGCGCAUGGACAGUGAGAUCAUUUUGUUGAAUUCUGGUGGUCGUUCCUAG
Messenger RNA from Suillus subaureus, 798 nucleotides. RefSeq lists its product as uncharacterized. The transcript is spliced from 2 exons. NCBI's taxonomy places the organism in Eukaryota, Fungi, Basidiomycota, Agaricomycetes, Boletales, Suillaceae. The coding region runs from base 1 to 798 and encodes 265 amino acids. The record is from RefSeq and is a predicted model, not a curated record.